This is a messenger RNA of Chondrus crispus (carragheen), 1556 nucleotides long. RefSeq lists its product as hypothetical. Bases 1 to 1530 code for a protein of 509 amino acids. Gene Ontology annotation, molecular function: DNA binding. Lineage: Eukaryota; Rhodophyta; Florideophyceae; Gigartinales; Gigartinaceae. The transcript is spliced from 2 exons. Gene Ontology annotation, cellular component: delta DNA polymerase complex. Gene Ontology annotation, biological process: DNA strand elongation involved in DNA replication; DNA replication. The record is from RefSeq and is a predicted model, not a curated record.
AUGCAUUCCCUGGAGCCCACACCGCCGAACGGGAACGGCCAGGAAUCGCAUCCAACGGUCCGCGUAGUGUCGGAGAUAGAUCUUUCUCCUGCGAAACGCUUCAUUCUCCCGAAGAAGAAGAAAUAUGAACCUCAGUAUGCGCAUGUCUAUUUCAGCCGUCUGAAGUCGCUGACAGCGCAUGUCCUCAAAUCCGCUAAGCUCACUUUCGGAGAAGGGGAAGAAGGAAAGCUUCAGUAUUCGAAGAGAAUUGCAGAUAUCGCGUCGAAAGACGAGAUGGAGACUGUCGUUGUUGGCGUCAUAUUCCGUCAUAUGAAAUCGAAACCCAGUAUACUGGCACAAUACGACGUCCCCUCUCAUGAGCUUAUACCCGCGCCUCCCGACAGGGCAACCUGUACCUACCCACGCGAUGACGACGAAGUCUUCAUUGAAGACGAGUACGGGAGAUGUGCUUUGGAUUUAUCGCAACUUGAUUCCGCCGUUGCGACCCUCUCUCUAGUGACCGGAUUUGUCCUCGCUCUGAAAGGACAUGAGGACAGGCGCACCGGGUCUUUCAAAGUGAACGCCAUCUCGUACGCAGGCCAGGCGCCUCAAAAGUCCCUGCCCGAAUUGCCUGGAGAUAAGUUCAUCUGCAUCACAUCCGCACUGUCUUUCGGGAAGGCUGAUGGUGAUGUUCUUGCAGCAGAGCUACUAAUGGAAUUUUUACGGGGCAGCGCAGGUGAAGAUCCUGAAGGGUCUACAUGUGCCAAUAUCGUGCAACUGAUCGUGGCAGGAAAUUCAGUCCCGCAGCUGGAAGAUACUGAGAGUGGCCCGUCGGCAGUCCUUGCCGCCCAUCGACCGUUGAAGAGUGGCGAGAAGGAACGCGUCGCAGCACCUAUUGUUGAGGUUGACCGCUUUCUUUCUGUAAUUGCCUCGUCGCUACCCGUCGCUGUCAUGCCCGGCGAGGCUGAUCCCGUCAAUUACCUUCUUCCACAGCAGCCGUUUCACCGAUGUUUGCUGCCCAGCUCAUCUCGGAAUGAGAACCUUGCUCGCGUGCCGAACCCGUUUGAAUGCUCAGUAGACAAAAGAGUUAUUCUUGGGACAUCAGGGCAACCGGUCACUGACUUUGCGCUGUACGAAGAUCAAUCGAGCGUUAUGAAGGACGGUAAAGAAGCGGGAAAGUUGCGGCCAUCUGGUGAAAAGGUGUUGGACAUUCUGACGCUGAUGUUGCAGAAUCGCCAUCUGGCACCAACAUGUCCGGACACGCUUGCUUCUUUUCCGUUCUCUGAUGGCUCUGAUCCCUUUGUCCUGGAGUCAACCCCGCAUGUGUUCUUCGCAGGUAACCAACGGGAAUACGCGUCUCGAUUGGUAAGAACACCACAUGUGCAAACCCAGGCUUCAUCAGGUAGUUCUAUGGACAUUGAUGGCGUGCAAGGUGGUGAGAAGACUGUGCGGAUCGUUUCAGUGCCACGGUUUGACGAGACAGGUCAGGUUGUUCUAGUGAAUCUGAGAACAUUGGAUUGUAUAGUUAGGGAGUUCGCAUUAACAAUGUAAAUAAAUAGAGCCGACUGCCGUUCGAA